AUGGCCAAAAUAACUUUAAUUUUCCUAGCCGUGGUAGCUAUAGCCACCUUGGUCUUAGCCGAAGAAAAUAAUCCGCAGGCUUUUAUAAAUAUUUUCAACCAAAAACACAAGGAUCCGGGACCAGAGGCAACUGCUCGUGCCAAUGUUGUAACCAAAUAUAUUGACCAAAAAUUGGAUCAUUUCGAUGAUAAGGAAACCAGGACAUGGAAAAUGCGUUACAUGGAAAAUGAUGAGUUCUAUGAAGAAGGUGGCCCCCUGUUCAUCUAUGUUGGUGGUGAAUGGGCCAUUUCGGCUGGUUCCAUUAGCAGUGGUCAUGUUUACGAUAUGGCCCGUGAACAUAAGGGUUAUUUGUUCUAUACCGAACAUCGUUUCUAUGGUCAAAGUAAACCAGUGGAGGCCAUGACAAAUGAAAACAUGAAAUAUCUGCAUGUCCGCCAAGCCUUGGCUGAUCUGGCCCAUUUCAUCCGCACCAUGAAGGAAACUAUUCCUGGCAUGCAAAAUUCCAAGGCCAUUUUAACUGGAGGUUCCUAUUCCGCCACCAUGGUAACAUGGUUCCGUAAAUUGUAUCCUGAAUUGGCUGCUGGUUGUUGGGCUUCUAGUGCUCCUCUCUUCGCAAAGGCCAAUUUUUAUGAAUACAAAGAAGUUAUGGGUGAAUCAAUUUUGCUGGUAAGUGGUCAAACCUGUUACGAUCGCAUUCAGCAUGGUAUCGCUGAAUUGGAAUCGAUGAUUGCCAAUAAACGCGGAGCCGAAGUUAAGGCUAUGCUGCGUUUGUGUAAUAACUUUAAUGAGGACAGCGAUUUGGAUGUGUGGACACUGUUCUAUGAAAUUUCUGAAAUUUUUGCCAAUUUGGUUCAGACGCAUAACCAUUACAGCAUUCAAAAUGCCUGCAAUACAAUUAUGGCUGAGGAAACCGAUCUACUUGGUGUGGCCAAUUAUAUUGUCAAGAAUUUCGGUAGCAAUGGUUGUAAUGAUUUGACUUAUAAAACCUAUGUUGCCGUGCUAAAAGAUUCAGCCUAUAGUGGUAACAUAAUGCGCCAAUGGAUCUAUCAAACCUGUAAUGAAUAUGGUUGGUAUCAAACCUCUACCUCGGCCAAUCAACCAUUUGGCAGCAAAUAUCCUUUGGUCUAUUUCACAACAAUGUGUGCCGAUGCCUAUGGCCCAGAGUUCACGAAUGAGUACAUACAACAACAAAUUGAUGGUACCAAUGAAUUCUUUGGUGGUCUGACACCUGUAGAGAAUGUUUAUAUGACCCAUGGUCAGGUGGACCCAUGGAGAGCUAUGGGUAUUCAAGAUGAAAAUUUAGCUACCACUAUUCCAUAUCAUGCCCAUUGCAAAGAUUUGGGUUCGAUUAGUGAUAAUGAUACCCCCGAAUUGCGUGCCUCCAAGGAGAAAAUUGCUCAAUUGGUUAGAGAAUGGCUGUCCGACGAAUAA
Musca vetustissima is the source of this 1431-nucleotide messenger RNA. RefSeq names its product putative serine protease K12H4.7. Gene Ontology annotation, biological process: proteolysis. Bases 1 to 1431 code for a protein of 476 amino acids. Gene Ontology annotation, molecular function: serine-type exopeptidase activity; dipeptidyl-peptidase activity. The transcript is spliced from 7 exons. The record is from RefSeq and is a predicted model, not a curated record. NCBI's taxonomy places the organism in Eukaryota, Metazoa, Arthropoda, Insecta, Diptera, Muscidae.